AUGCUGGUCCGCCUGUCAACGCUGGCCUUCGCCGCCGGCAUUCUGUCAACACCAUCGCUUGUAGCAGGCCUGUCUUCGUCUGAUAUCCCCGCCGACACACCUGUCUCUAGACUCCUCGAGUCUGCUCAGGCGCAUCUUUCCAAGGGCGAGACGGGUGACGCGCUCGUUUACUACGAUGCCGCCAUUGCCAAGGACCCGAACAACUACCUGUCCCUCUUCAAGCGCGCCACCACGUACCUCUCGCUGGGACGCACGGCGCAGGCGACGGAUGACUUCGAAAAGGUUCUCUCGAUUAAGCCCGGCUUCGAGGGUGCCCAUGUGCAGUUGGGAAAGCUAAAGGCCCGCUCUGCCGAGUGGGACGCCGCAAGGGAGCACUACAAGAAGGCGAAAAAGACGGAGGAAAUUGUCGCCCUCGAGGAGGCGCACGGCGCGGCCAAUCUCGCCGAGGCGGCCGCCAAGGCCGAGAACUGGGAGGAGUGCGUGAAGCAGGCCGACGAUGCCAUCCUCGUCGCUAGCCGGGCGCUGUCAUUGCGGGAGCUGCGUGCACGGUGCGCCUUCGAGCGGGGUGCCGUUGAGAGGGGCAUGGGCGAUCUGCAGCACAUCCUGCAGAUGAAGCCGGGCGACACAUCACCCCAUGUCAAGAUCUCGGCCAUUACUUUCUACGCGUUGGGCGACACGCAGGAGGGUAUGGCCGCCAUCCGGAGGUGUCUGCACUCGGACCCCGACUCGAAGGUGUGCAAGCGUCUUCUCAAGGAGGAGAAAUUGGUGGAUAAGGUGCUGCAGAAGGUCACCAAGGCCCUCGAAAAGAACCAGCAUAUGACAGCAGUGCGGCAGCUCGUGCCCUCGGCAGAGGGCGACGGUUUAAUCAAGGAGGUGAAGGAGCAGGUGAGCAGGCUGAGGGAAGACGGGACGAUACCCAAGGCGGCGGGAAAUGUCUUGGUAUCAAGGCUAGUAGGGAUGGCUUGCCAAGCAUACUAUGAGUCCAGUAGCAAGAAGGCCCAGGAGUACUGCGACGAAUCUCUCGAGCUGGACGAGAACUCACUCUACGGCUUGCUCCAUCGCGCCAAGGUGCAAAUGGAUAAGGAGGAAUUCGAAGCCAGCACCCACACGCUCCGCAAGGCCGCCGAGGCCCAUCCGGACAAGCAGGACAUCGUCAACCCGCUGAUCCAAAAGGCCCAGGUCGCCCUCAAGCGGAGCAAGACAAAGGACUACUACAAGGUGCUGGGCGUGGCGCACGACGCCGACGAGCGCCAGAUCAAGUCGGCCUACCGCAAGCUGUCCAAGCUCCACCACCCGGACAAGGCGGCCAAGCAGGGGCUCACCAAGGAGGAGGCCGAGAAGAAGAUGGCGGCCAUCAACGAGGCCUACGAGGUGCUCAGCAACCCGGAGCUGCGCGCCCGCUUCGACCGCGGCGACGACCCCAACUCGACCGAGCAGCCCCAGUUCCACCAAGGCAGCCCGUUUGGCCAUGGCCAUCCGUUCAUGUUCCACCAGGGCGGCCCGCAGCAAUUCCAGUUCAAGUUUGGAUCUGGCUUCCCGUUUUAA
Canariomyces notabilis is the source of this 1545-nucleotide messenger RNA. RefSeq names its product TPR-like protein. Gene Ontology annotation, cellular component: endoplasmic reticulum. Gene Ontology annotation, biological process: protein folding in endoplasmic reticulum. Gene Ontology annotation, molecular function: protein-folding chaperone binding; misfolded protein binding. NCBI's taxonomy places the organism in Eukaryota, Fungi, Ascomycota, Sordariomycetes, Sordariales, Chaetomiaceae. Bases 1 to 1545 code for a protein of 514 amino acids. The record is from RefSeq and is a predicted model, not a curated record. The transcript is spliced from 2 exons.